Molecule: messenger RNA, 2032 nt
Organism: Maniola jurtina (meadow brown)
Lineage: Eukaryota; Metazoa; Arthropoda; Insecta; Lepidoptera; Nymphalidae
Gene: Ythdc1
Product: YTH domain-containing protein 1
Exons: 3
Coding region: 194-1531 (445 amino acids)
Biological process (GO): mRNA splicing, via spliceosome; regulation of alternative mRNA splicing, via spliceosome
Cellular component (GO): nucleoplasm
Molecular function (GO): N6-methyladenosine-containing RNA reader activity; mRNA binding
Source: RefSeq, a predicted model, not a curated record
GGAUACUUCAAGCAUAAUGUUAAAAUAGUUUUGUAUUUUGUAAUAAUUUCAUUUAUUUCAUGCUUUCCAUGCUUAAUUGCCUACUGACUAAUUCAAAAUUUGACGCCGAUACACUUCCGAGUUAACCAUUUAACUUGUGCCAAGAUAAGAUGAUAUAAAAUCGUAAGUGGCUAGAAAACAUAACAAAUUGAAAAUGGAGGUUUCCAACAACACUGACGCCGUUAAUCUCGGCGUUGGUGAAGUGGAGGCUGAAAUUGGCGAAGAGCUGAAACAGCUAGAAGAAGUAAAAGAUUAUGACACCCGCAGUGAAGUAUCUAGUUCAUCUUCAAGCGAUUCGAGCACUCCAAGCAUAAGCUCAGUGAGCACUCUUAAAUCAAAAGACAAACGUGCUGCCCGCAAACGCACCAAGUCUGAAAGUCAUUCUCCCAUACAAAGUAAAAGACGUGUGACCAGCACUAGCUCUAAAAUCAAAACCUAUGAUUAUAUGACUAAACUAAAUUAUUUAUUCAGAGAUACAAGAUUCUUUUUGAUCAAAUCGAAUAAUGCGGAAAACAUAACAUUAUCGAAAGCUAAAGGCGUUUGGUCCACCCUGCCACAAAAUGAAGCGAACCUCAAUCAAGCCUACAGAGAAUCAAGAAAUGUUUUGUUGAUUUUUUCAGUAAAAGAAAGUGGUAAGUUUGCUGGUUUCGCAAGACUCGCAAGUGAAUCUCGCAGAGAUGUACCACCCAUAUCGUGGGUUCUCCCUCCUGGUCUCUCUGCAAAAGUUUUAGAUGGAGUAUUCAAAGUUGAUUGGAUUUGCAGAAAGGAAUUAUCUUUUAACAACACUCUUCAUCUCUAUAAUCCUUGGAAUGAAGGAAAACCAGUAAAAAUUGGCAGGGACGGUCAAGAGAUUGAGCCCAAAGUUGCAGAAGAGUUGUGUAGAUUAUUUCCUGAGGAUGAGGGAAUAGAAAUGACACCAAUAUUGAGAAAAUCGAAAGAGUCUUCUAAAAAAUCAUAUUUAAAAAGUGGCGGCAGCUACAGAACUUAUAGAGCGCCACUAUCGACUCGGGGAUCUGGCUAUAGGAACCGCAUGAGCUCAUCUUCAAGGAGUAGAAGGAAGAUCUUCACGUCUACAAGAAGCCGGUUGGGCUCUACUUCAUAUAAAAGGAGGUCACCAUCACCAUACAUGCGUGAACGUUUGCCGUCAUGGUUCACAAGGCCUCGUGAGAGCUAUAGUAAUACUGGAUCUGCUGCAGCUGAAGCUUAUGUAGCAGAAUACAUGCGCUCAAUGCAUCACCAGCUACCCCCGCUUCCCUAUGUGCCCCCGCCUGGGUUCAGUGGGGCUCUGGCAUCGUACGAGGGGCUGCCUCCGCCGCCGCCGCCGCCGCCCCCGCGCUACUACGAUCUGGCAGAGUAUCCUCGUUCAGUGCUUGUUUAUGACAAACGGUCAUAUGAACGCUCGGUUGAUGAGUUUUUGUGGCGCACUUCGGAGCGCUCCCGCGCUCGCAGUCGUGAUCGUGAAUCGCACCGAUCGUAUCGUGAUCGCCGUUAAACACGAAUUUACCUCCGAUGUAUUACAUAUUUUAUGAUUGCUAAUAAAAAAUUGUGUUUGAACUUUGAACUUUAUUGAAUCGUUAAGUUAAGUGUUGUGAUAAACUUUUUGAUAUGGGAACUUUCUAUUGAAUAAUUUGGACAAUUUUGUAAAUUAUCAUAUUAUGUUUGAAGACAUUUCAAAAUAUUAGUAAAAGUGAAGCUAGGGUAAAGUGAGACAGGGUAUCAUAUUAAGUGCUGCCAAAACUAUUAAAAGACUGAUGAAAUAGUAUUAUAAUCAGUUUAAAAUAAUGAAAUACUUGCUCGCAAGAUCUUUUAAAUGAUGCAUUUUAAGAAUUACCAAAUUUAACUGAAAGACUGAUAUUUAAAAGAAGAAAACAUUAUUUAUUCUAUUUUAUAUUACAGGGGCUGUGCAUAUAUUCUGUGAUAUAUUUAUUUAUAAAAGUAUUAAAAAUUAUAUAAAAGAAUUAAUUAUUUUAUAUUAAUUCUUUUUUAAUUGUGA